AGCAAAAAUCUUUCUUAUCAUGUAAGAAGUUAAAUCGUCAUCAUUUAUUUAAAGGAUGUGAUCGCAAAAAUAAUUCAUCUCUAUUUCACAUUGUCUCUUUCAUAAAAUACGAAGAUAUAUCAUAAAAAUGUUAUUACUUCAUUGAAAACGUUAUCGGUGAUAAUAUAUAUGACAAGAGUAAACGUAUCACGGUGGGAAAGUAAUAAGCUGGUGUGGCAUACGUGUAAGCGAGAGACGUAUAGCGUGAUGUUAUCCAGUGCUACUUCGACACUCUUGUACACGAUUAAGAUAAACAAAACUUGAACUAGAAUCGCAGAGCACAAUCAUUCGUCAGUCCGAGUAGAGCCACUGGGAUGCAUGUGAAAUUGGGAUAGUUCUGUCAUACUUACACUUUAUCAUAAUCAUCAUUGAGAAUAGCAGCUGUGAACACUUUGCUUCAAUUUAUGACAGACCACUUAGCUUAUGGUCGAAGAACUUUAAUAUCCAAUCUCUUAGUUGUGGUUCAUCACCAGUUUAUUGUCGUGCGUCUUGAUUGACAAAGAAGUAACUCAACAAUUCCUUCAAUGGCUCCAUUAGCGAGAAUAGCGCUGCUAAAUAUCAAAGGACCGGCAAGAGCAUUAUUAUGCGCCCAAUCUCAGAGCAUACAAAACAAUUGCUGCAAAACAAUUACAUCGCAACAAGUGUUCGAUCGUGAAUCUAAAUACGGUGCUCAUAAUUAUCAUCCACUUCCUGUGGCUUUGUGUAAAGCUCAGGGUGUUUUUAUGUGGGACGUCGAAGGUAAAAGAUACUUCGACUUUAUGAGCGCUUAUUCAGCAGUUAAUCAAGGCCACUGUCAUCCUAGAAUCUACAAAGUAAUGGUCGAUCAAGCAAAAAUUCUAACUCUAACAUCUAGAGCGUUUUAUUCUAACGUCUUGGGUGAAUUCGAAGAAUAUAUUACAAAACUUUUCGGAUACGACAAAUGGCUACCGAUGAAUACAGGCGUGGAAGGUGGCGAAACAGCAUGCAAAUUGGCACGCAAAUGGGGAUAUUCCAGCAAAAAUAUACCACAAAAUCAGGCCAAAAUAGUAUUCGCGGAGGGUAACUUUUGGGGAAGGACCAUGAGCGCCGUUUCCUCGAGUACCGAUCCGACCAGCUACAGUGGUUUCGGACCGUUCAUGCCAGGCUUCGAGGUCAUUCCCUAUGAUGAUCUUGCGGCGCUUCAGCAAGCUCUCACCGAUCCGACUGUCUGCGCCUUCAUGGUGGAGCCUAUCCAGGGUGAAGCUGGGGUUGUGGUUCCCAAGGAGGGAUAUUUGAGAGGAAUCAGAGAACUUUGCACGAAACACAAUGUCCUAUGGAUCGCAGAUGAGGUGCAGACCGGUCUAGCUAGAACAGGCAAACGACUCGCCGUUGAUCACGAAAAUGUGAAACCGGACAUUCUUAUUCUCGGUAAGGCCUUAUCCGGCGGGUUUUAUCCCGUUUCCGGUGUGCUGGCGAACGAUCCCGUCAUGCUCGUCAUCAAACCUGGCGAGCAUGGAUCAACCUACGGUGGAAAUCCUCUGGCAUGCAAGGUCGCCCUGGAGUCGCUUCACGUUUUGGAGGAAGAGAAACUCGCAGAAAACGCAGAGAAACUUGGUCACGUGCUUAGGAAUGAACUUAACAAGCUACCGAAGGAAGUGGUCACCUUGGUGAGAGGAAAGGGUCUUUUAAACGCCAUCGUCAUUAACAAAAAACUCGACGCCAUGAACGUCUGUUUAAAAAUGAAAGAACACGGUCUUUUAGCAAAACCAACACAUGGGCACAUCAUUCGGUUGGCACCACCAUUAGUUAUCACGGAAGACCAAAUACGCGAGUGCGCGGAUAUUAUUUCCAGAACUAUUCUAUCUGCUGGAACAAAGAGAAAAAACGUGACCAUGCAAUCUGUGCGACAAAGAUUCUUCAAUAUUGUAAAAGAAUCGGACAAAAGAAGAUUUUUGAGUUCUCAGCAAAUAAUCGAUCGUGAUAAUAAAUACGGUGGCAUUCAUUUCAAACCAUUACCGAUUGUUUUAUCCCGAGGGGAAGGUGUUUAUCUGUGGGAUAUCGAUGGAAAGCGUUACCUCGAUUUUCUGGCGGGAUUCUCAACCGUCAACCAGGGUCAUUGUCACCCGCGUCUGGUGAAGAUCAUGAGAGAACAGGCUGGGAAGCUGACACACACAUCAAGAGCCUUCUAUUCGGAACCUCAUGGCGAAUUGGGAGAAUAUUUGACGAAACUUCUAGGAUGGGAUCGAUUUUUACCCAUGAAUACAGGCGUCGAAGGUGGUGAUACGGCUAUAAAAAUGGCCCGACGCUGGGGAUAUAGAAUAAAGAAAGUGCCCAAUAACAAAGCUACCAUUGUGUUCGCUGAGGGAAACUUUUGGGGUCGUUCAUUGGCGGCUUUGUCAGCCUCGACAGAUCCGAACUGCUAUACAGAUUUCGGACCCUAUGUGCCGCUCUUUGAGAAAGUACCGUACAAUGAUCCGGUUGCUCUGGAACAGAAAUUCCAGGAAAACCCUAAUAUCUGUGCGUUUAUGAUGGAACCUAUCCAGGGAGAAGCCGGUGUCGUUAUACCUACUGAUGAUUAUCUACAACGUGUAAGAGAACUGUGUACAAAGUACAACGUUCUAUGGAUCGCCGAUGAGGUGCAGACUGGCCUUUGCAGAACUGGCAAGCGCUUGGCAGUUGAUCAUGAAGGUUACAGACCGGAUAUUCUUAUUUUGGGAAAAGCACUCUCUGGCGGCAUGUAUCCGGUUUCUGGUGUUCUAGCAGAUGAUCAGAUAAUGCUUUGCUUGGAAACGGGUUCGCAUGGAAGUACUUUCGGCGGGAGUCCGCUCGGAAACAGAGUUGCCUUGGAAGCAGUCAAAAUCUUGGAAGAGGAGAACCUGGCAGAGAACGCGAAGAAACUCGGCAACAUCCUGAAAGAAGAACUGAUCAAGUUGCCAAAAGAUAUCGCGACGGAAUUUCGUGGACGUGGUCUUUUAGCCGGCCUUGUAAUUAAUAAAGAGUUUGCCAAUGGUUGGGAUAUCUGUCUGAGGCUGAGAGACGCUGGAUUGUUAUCAAGACCUGCACAUGGUCAAAUCAUUAGAAUAUCGCCUCCUUUAACGAUCACGGAGGAGCAACUGCGCGAAGGAAUAAAUAUUCUCACUACAGUCCUCAAAAGUUACAAAUAAAGGACUUUGAUUAACAAAGGAUUUAAAAAAUUUCACCAAAAUUAUACGAAUCGAAAAUAAUUUUCUAGUUAACAGACAGAGAUUACUUCUAUUUUGAUACUAUUUUAUUAAUUCCAGACAAUCUUGAGAGCUUAAAUCUAGAUUUCUAUAUUUUUGGGAAUACAUGGAAGUGAUGAUAAGAGAGUAAGAAUAAGUCAAAACGAAAUUUUAAAAUUAUAAAAUAUGUAUUCG
Messenger RNA from Linepithema humile (Argentine ant), 3392 nucleotides. Its product is annotated as Ornithine aminotransferase precursor. Gene Ontology annotation, molecular function: L-ornithine transaminase activity; pyridoxal phosphate binding; identical protein binding. Gene Ontology annotation, cellular component: cytoplasm. Lineage: Eukaryota; Metazoa; Arthropoda; Insecta; Hymenoptera; Formicidae. The record is from RefSeq and is a predicted model, not a curated record.